Messenger RNA from Cercospora beticola, 1617 nucleotides. Its product is annotated as cytochrome P450. The record is from RefSeq and is a predicted model, not a curated record. NCBI's taxonomy places the organism in Eukaryota, Fungi, Ascomycota, Dothideomycetes, Mycosphaerellales, Mycosphaerellaceae. Gene Ontology annotation, molecular function: monooxygenase activity; oxidoreductase activity, acting on paired donors, with incorporation or reduction of molecular oxygen; iron ion binding.
AUGGCCGUAACAGGCGGCCUCGCUGGCCUGGUUGUUGGCUCAGCCAGCUACUGGUUGUACUUCCAUCGAGUUGAAGUUCACAUGUAUGGUCUGCGAAUACUCAACACGAUCUUGGGAUCCAGUAUCGUCCUCGCAGUCACCUUGGCCAAAGCAUACUCCUACAGUGUGUCUGACGCUAUUUCGACCACCUUCACUUUGACCACUGCUUUCCUUGUGGGAGUCUUUGCCAACUGCCUCUACUUCCGACUCUUCCUCAAUCCACUGAACAAGUUUCCCGGCCCAUUCCCUGCUAGAAUCACAAGCAUGUGGUGGCCGACACAAUUGGGCAACUCAGAUGGAUACUACUGGCUGCAGAAUCAGCACAAGAAGCACGGCAAGAUUGUGCGAGUCGGUUCCAAUGACAUUUCCGUCACCGAUCCUGAUAUCAUGGAAAUGGCGUACGGGCCCAAGUCUCGAGUGACCAAGGCGAAUUGGUAUGACAAUGAUUACCCACUCACAUCAAUGCACACGACUCGCGACAAGGGUCUUCACGAUCGACGACGACGCGUAUGGGCACCAGCAUUUUCCGACAAGGCACUUCGCGACUACGAGAUUGAGAUUCAGAAAUUCAACGACAAGCUCGUGCAGAAGCUCGCCGAGCACAACGGUGGCCCAGCAAAUGUCACAAAAUGGUUCAACCUAUUUUCCUUCGACGCAAUGGGAUUGUUGGCAUUCGGAAGAGACUAUGGCAUGCUGGACAAGGGCGAGAAGCCUCACGAACUGGAAAUGCUAGACGAGGGAAUGCAACCUUUGGCAUUCCGUCUUCCUGCUUGGUUCUUCCGCAUCCUUACAGCCAUUCCUGGUCUGUCAGCUGGAUACCAGAAAUUCGUCAACUUCUGUAUCAGCGAGCUGACAUGGCGUGUCAAGAACGAAGGCAAGACGAAGCGGGAGAAUGAUAUCAUGGGCUGGUUGUUGAAAGCAUACAAAGGCGUCAAGAAUCCUGAGAAGGAUACUAUGUUGCAAGCCGAUGCUCGAUUGAUCAUUGUUGCUGGAAGUGAUACCACUGCAGGCACUCUCACCUGCUUGCACUAUUAUAUCGCCAAAGACAAGGAAGUUCAGAGGAAGUUGCGCGAGGAACUGGAUCCUUUGAUGCAAGGCGACUGGUCCGAGGCGAACAUUCGAGGAGCGAACUAUCUCAACGGCUGCAUCAACGAGGCUCUCCGCUUGCACCCUCCUGUCCCAUCUGGAUUGAACCGUCUCACACCACCAGAGGGUCUUACAGUCAACGGCGUGUACAUCCCCGGCAACGUCACCUUUUUCACACCACAAUAUGUCAUGGGACGAGACUCCUCCAUCUACGCCGAACCCGACUCCUUCAUCCCCGAACGCUGGUACAGCCAAGAAGAAAAGAUCAAGCACAAAGACGCUUUCGCACCUUUCAGCAUGGGACCGAUGGGCUGCAUUGGAAAGAAUCUGGCAAUGAUGGAACUCCGUACUUUGACUGCGAAAUUGGUUACAAGAUUUGAUAUGAAAUUGGCGCCGCAUGAGGAUGGAUCGAGAUUGAUGACCAAGACGAAGGAUCAUUUUACUGUUGAUCUGGGGGAUGUGGAGAUUUGUUUUGAUGAGAGGAGGAGGUGA